This is a messenger RNA of Ceraceosorus guamensis, 975 nucleotides long. RefSeq names its product mitochondrial tricarboxylate transporter. The record is from RefSeq and is a predicted model, not a curated record. The coding region runs from base 1 to 975 and encodes 324 amino acids. Lineage: Eukaryota; Fungi; Basidiomycota; Exobasidiomycetes; Ceraceosorales; Ceraceosoraceae. Gene Ontology annotation, biological process: mitochondrial citrate transmembrane transport. The transcript has 6 exons.
AUGUCAUCCGCGACCACCACCUCCACCUCCCCUUCCUCUGCCAAAGCUCCGCCGGCCAAGAAGCGACAAGAAAAGCCGCUCAACUCGCUAGUCGCUGGUGCUUUUGCAGGCGCAGUGGAAGGGUUUGCAACGUACCCUACCGAAUACGUCAAGACGCAAGCUCAAUUUGCAGUGGCUAGCGGAGCCAAACCUCCCGGGCCUUUUGCCAUUGUCAAGGAGACGGUGGGUAGGAACGGCGUGCGAGGCUUGUACGCAGGUUGCUCAGCACUCGUUGCGGGCAACGCGGUCAAAGCAGGAGUCAGGUUCCUCUCUUACGACAGUAUCAAGCUAGCCGUAGCUGAUCGCCAAACGGGUCAAUUGACUCUUCCAAGAUCCAUCGCUGCUGGUUUUCUGGCAGGCUUGUGCGAAGGUGCUUUUGCUGUCGCCCCCUCUGAAGCUAUCAAGACGAGACUGAUAGAAGAUGGAAAGAAACCCAAGUCGGAGAGGUUGUACAAGGGUCUCAUCAGCGGUAGCGCAGCCAUCGUCCGCGCGGAAGGCAUUCGCGGCAUUUACAAAGGUCUCGUGCCAACCAUGGCGAGACAAGGAGCUAAUUCUGCAGUUCGCUUGACAACCUACUCGACACUCAGGGCGCUCGCUACCAAGGAUGGGCGCAAGACGGGCAGUGUGGAGACAUUCUUGAUGGGUGCUGCUGCGGGUGUGGUCACAGUCUACCUGACGAUGCCUUUCGACGUGGUCAAGACGCGAUUGCAAUCUGCCAAUUCGGCUCGCUAUACGGGCAUGCUCAAUUGCUUCACGACCGUCCUGAAGGAAGAAGGUGUGCUGAGGUUCUGGAAAGGCACAACACCGCGGCUUACCAGGUUGAUACUGAGCGGAGGCAUCGUCUUUACCAUUUACGAGAAUGCUCUCAACCUACUAGAUACCCUGGAACACAAGGCUGUUGACGUGGUCAAGGACAACGGAGUGGUCAAGGCGUAA